Ostrea edulis (European flat oyster) is the source of this 4161-nucleotide messenger RNA. Its product is annotated as (Lyso)-N-acylphosphatidylethanolamine lipase-like. The coding region runs from base 243 to 1496 and encodes 417 amino acids. The record is from RefSeq and is a predicted model, not a curated record. The transcript is spliced from 6 exons. NCBI's taxonomy places the organism in Eukaryota, Metazoa, Mollusca, Bivalvia, Ostreida, Ostreidae.
ACAGAAACACUGAGGUAGGUGCGGACUGCAUUGAUAGUUAAUCUAUGCGUUGUGUUAUUUUCAUAUUUAACUUUAUAGAGUCCAUAUCCAUCAACAACAAUAUGUAGUUAUUUAUCUACAUCCAUCUAGGCUAUUUGUUUACGUUGAGAAAAGUAUUUUUAACACGGAGGAUUCCCCACACUUCCAUUCGGACUACCUCAAAUUUAUUUGUCUUAUACGGGGUUAAGGAAUCAGACCUUUACAUGGAUGUUAUUUCUUACUUUAAAGGAUAUUUAGGGGCAUUGUUCCAUACUUUCGGCAUCAUAUUUUCAAGUUGGAUCCGACCUUCAUGCUGGUUUUCAUGGAGACCUACCUCAAUGGCUAAGCUUGCACAAGCUGAAAGAAGAAUUCUGCAAGCAUUUUUAAGGAAAACACAUGAUACAAAGUAUGUAACAUUACCAAAAGCUCAACAUAGAUUGUGGACACUGUCAAUAGACCACAAAGACAAUGAGACCAUUAAGGGAAAGGUCCCGCUAGUGUUGGUGCACGGAAUGGGCGGAGGGGUUGGAUUGUGGGCACAAAACUUAGGUCCUCUCAGUGAAAACAGGCCACUGUAUGCUUUUGAUGUGUUGGGAUUUGGACGAAGCUCAAGACCCAACUUUAACUCAAAACCAGAAAUAGCUGAACAGGAGUUUGUAGAGUCCAUUGAAGAAUGGCGGAAGCAGAUGAACAUAGAGAAAAUGAUUUUAUUAGGGCAUAGUUUAGGAGCAUAUAUCUCAAGUUCAUAUAGUCUGCAAUACCCAGACCGUGUGAAACACCUGGUGCUUGUGGAUGCAUGGGGAUUUCCAGAGAAACCCCCUGGUGACCAGCAAAGACAGAUACCAUUGUGGAUUAAGGCUAUAGCCACAGUGAUCAAACCCUUCAAUCCACUAGCAGUACUUCGUGUUGCAGGACCUUUAGGUCCAGGACUAGUGAGAAGAUUUAGACCGGACUUACAAGACAAGUUUGCAGACACCUUGGAAGAUGAUACAAUAUUUGACUAUAUAUACCACUGCAAUGCUCAGACUCCAAGUGGUGAAACAGCCUUCAAAACCCUGAAUACUUCAUUUGGAUGGGCGAAAAACCCCAUGAUUCACCGUCUGCCAGAUCUGAGGAAGGAUGUACCGCUCACUCUGGUGUAUGGGUCCAAGUCCUGGGUAGACAAUGCCACUGGCUACCACAUCAAGUACUUGAGGAAUGAGAGCUUUGUGGAUGUGGCAGUUGUUCGUGGAGCUGGGCAUCAUGUAUAUGCAGACAAACCAGACCCAUUUAACAAACUGGUUCAGCGGAUUUGUGAUGCUGUGGACAAUGACACAAACCCCAAACCUCUGAAAUUCCGAGAAAGCUUCAGAACUUCGAGUGAGUCGUCAACGCACACCUCAAAGACAAUAUCAGAAUCAAAGAGUUCAAAAAGUUUAGUAGUGGAGGAAACACCAGACAAUGAAGAUAAAGAAAAUAUACCCACUCAAGUUUUAUAGUAGUGGAUGGUGCUGAACCUGGCAUACAUGACAUUUUUAUUUAUGAAGGAUAUUGUUUAAUUUUUAUUUUGCUAUUUGUUGUUUUAAAAAUGAAGAAUUAUUUUUCAAAUAUGCCUUUUAAACAAAAUGCUUUUAACUUAAUUUGAAAAUUUUUAAUUGAAUAUCAAAAGCAAGUUGGAGCAGAUUUCAUUUUUACUUGGUUUACCUAAUGCUAGAUUUCUACAUGUAUGUUUUUACUGUAUAAGAGAAUUUUUAGCGAGGAUCUAACUUUAGCAUUAUUAGCGAGGGUGUUGAGAUCACUAAAAUUGAAUAUUUCUAACAAUUUAUUCCAUAUUGGAGGUAAUAGUUUUCUUUUUUGGAAUAAGAAAGUCGCUAAAAUUAGCUCUCACUAAAUAUUUAUAGCCAUUUUUAUGGAAAAAUCACUAAAUUUGUGUCUCUCAAAAUUCCACUCAUACAAUAUUUCAUUUGAGCCAGUGAACAAAUUUUGUUAAAAGUAAACACUCUUUAGUUUAGGUUGUAGCUAGUCAGGAAUUGGAAUGGAUAGCCUAGACAGAAGAAGGAGACAGAGUUAUGUAUUUUGUUGUUUAUUUUUUUGACAUCUAUUGUGUUUAAUAUUAAUGUGCAGCAGUUUAUACUUGUUAGCAUGUUAUGAAACAUAAGUCUUCAUACCUUUGUGUAUUAUCAUAAACACAAUAAAUGUAAAAAUAAAGAUAUUGAAUAGUAAACAUUUCACAUUUACUUUUACAUUAAUUUUAGAUGUGAUUUUUUGAAGAUAUCGGACAGUGUAAUAUCCCAAUUUGUAGAACUUUCUGUGAAUGUCAGACAAGUUGGAACAGCCAUGAAAUAGCCAUGGAUGCUACCUUCAAUUUAAUUGGUUGGAUUGUUAUUGUAACGUUAAUAUAAUUGUGUUGUGUGGCAUUGUGAUGUCUUUGUGUAGUGAACCACAGCAUGUUUUAGGAUUUUCAUACAAGUAAAAUCAUGUUGGCAUGUGAAUAUUCUUUUAUAUAUUAUGGAGGAAUUUGAGUGACAAGAAUUUGAUUAUUUUGAUAUAGUACAUUUAUUCCUGGAAUAUACAUCUUUUCAAAAACAUUAGUGAUUUGAAGCUGGGUCUCCAGAUUGGUCACAGUAAUUUGUAUAUAUUGGUAAAAAUAUAUAUAUAUAUAUAUAUAUUAUUACUAAAGUAACUUGAUCCAAAGUGUCGGAUCAUGUCAAGUUGACAGGCACUUAUCAUUAAAUCAAACAAGAGUUCAAUCUGAUGAUCCGUACCUGUCAAUGAGACAUAAUCCAAUUCUCCGGAUCACGUUACUGUAGUAAUGAGGAAUUUAUAAUGUACCUCCUUAUGAAAUUUCAAAUCUACGUUUAUAGAUAAUAAAUGCAUUCCAAAUUAUCAAAAACACAAACAUAGAGUGAAAUUAUUUUUGUGUGUGUGCAGUAUUGCUUGUGACGCGGUCAAUAUUUUCCACAAAAUAUGUUGCAUUGUGAUGUCAUCAGUCUCAGAGAGGCAUGAUGUGGAUUCUGAAAACCAGUGCGGUGAUCUGAAAUGUCUGAUCACCCUCUGUGAAUUUUUACUGCAUGAAAACAAGGAUUGUGGAGUGGUUUAUAGUAAGUACAUAUACCGUAUGUAGCCCAAUAUUGCAGGUCGUGGUUGCUUUGGUAUAGAUUUGCACUACAUCAAUACGAUGUAUUGUUAAAUGUUUUACAUCGAUCAUUAAUUAGUGCACUGGACCAUUGAUUACAUGCUGCUGAUAUGAGUACAUGGUCAUGAGUCACUAGAGUUGUACAUUGUUGAUUUCUUUAGGACUAAGGUUACACUGUGUGUGUACAAUGUUAGGAGUUAUUAAGAAGUUUAGCACGAUGUUAUUGUUGAAUGUCUUAGAAAGUGAGAAAUCCAAUAUUAUUUAGAUAUUGAAUAGUUAUAGUAUCUAUGAAUGACAUCAUAAUUGUAAGAUUUUCGUGCAUUUCUAACAACACUUUUAUCUACAGAAAAUAUAGUCCAAAUGUAUUGCUCAACUUGAUUCAUAUUUUUGAUUAAUUUGAUCAUGGUCAAGGUUAGCUGCAAUAAAAACAAAAUCUGAGAGGGCUACAUUAUUGCAGCUAGGUCAAGGUAGCCAAGUGGUAAGGGUGCUCUUUCACAACUGGGAGUCCCAGGGUCCAUGCUUGAUCCCAGAACUUCAUCAAACCUAAGACUAAACAUUAAUCAUGGGUAGUGACUGUUCCUUCUCUUAGCGUCCAGCAUUACAAGUUAAAAGAGAGAGAGAAACUAUAUUUUGAUACAUUGUUAUGAUAUUUGUAUGUUUUAACAUGUAUUUAAUGUACAUUUGAUUAGUGUCCAAACUAACAUUAACAAUUCAAUUUCUUACAGAAAGACUGCAUUAUAUACCAUCCUUCUUUGAUGAAGAGAAUUUUUCUUACAAUAAUGUAGAGAUUAUUUUUGCUUUAGAGAAUAUGCAGCAGACUUUCUUAAUAUUAUAAUAUUCUUUUCAUUUUAUUUGUAACUGAAUGCAUCUUUGCUUUCAAUGACCAAGAAGUGCCUCUUCUGUAUAAGAAAUACAAAUGUAGUAGAAAUUUAGUAAAAAUGUAUUUUCUCCAUGACAAAGCAUGAGUUUAUUAAUGUAUUUUGUUCACUGCUAUAGUUUUGUUACACCAAAUAAAUUGUGAAAACCUA